AUGCAUGCUGAAAUACAAGGUUUAGGACGAAGACAUUUACGCUAUAUUCUUGACGAAUUUAAUUACACUGGUAUAAUUAGUGACCUUCAAGAUUUAGUUUCUACUACUGUCAACGCUGCAGGUCAGCCAUUGAAAUUUAAGGUGAAGGACUUUGAAAAUUGUUCUGCUGACGAUUUUCUUGAAUUUUUAGCCUUUAGUGUACAUCCUAUCUAUCAGGUGCUGGUGAAAAAUUCAAAACUGCAAGGCCGUUCUAUGGUUUUAAGAAAAAAACAUGUACUAUGUUGGUCGUGCCAUGUUUCAUUUGUCAGUCAUUUGUUACAAGAUAAUUUGACAACAGUGGGUAUUGAAAAAGCCAGAUCUAGUUAUAUCAAGUUUUGUAAAUUCUUUUUAGAAUUAUUCAAAUCCAAAAGUUGCAAGUUUCCGAAUUUUCACUGGAUAGCCCAUAUAUUUGAAGAUUGUUUGGAAUGGGGCAGCCCUCGAUUCUUUUGGGCCCUAUUAUUUGAGCUGAAACAUAAGGAAUUCAAACAAUUCAAUGAUUCAUCCAAUCAUAAGAAUGUUGAAUCUAGAGCCUGUGAAUUUGAAAAAUUGAGACGACAAAUAUUCAUUAAUUAUCUAUGGUAUCGAACCAAAUGCAUUUCAGAAAAGUGGUUUCCUCCUUUGCAAUCCGGUCAAUAUAUUAUUUUCAAAGAUGAAACAAAUUUUAAGAUUGGCCAAGUUGAUUCUAUUUCUCCAUUGGGCGUAUCAUUGCGUGCAGUGUUCAAAAUCAACAACGUUCAGGAGGCAACAGGGCUCCGAACAUUGGCAGUUGAACAUAUCUCCGAAUCGGUUUCAUUGGACUCUAUUUAUGGCAGAGCCAGCAUCGUUAAAUUUGAUGAACAUUUGGUGUUCAACCAACAUUGUUUGAUGAUGGAUUUUUAUAAGUUUUAG
Messenger RNA from Naegleria lovaniensis, 927 nucleotides. RefSeq lists its product as uncharacterized. The record is from RefSeq and is a predicted model, not a curated record. The transcript has a single exon. Bases 1 to 927 code for a protein of 308 amino acids. NCBI's taxonomy places the organism in Eukaryota, Heterolobosea, Eutetramitea, Acrasida, Naegleriidae.